Solanum stenotomum is the source of this 1108-nucleotide messenger RNA. RefSeq names its product GATA transcription factor 12. The transcript is spliced from 2 exons. Gene Ontology annotation, molecular function: sequence-specific DNA binding; zinc ion binding. Gene Ontology annotation, cellular component: nucleus. Gene Ontology annotation, biological process: positive regulation of DNA-templated transcription. Bases 1 to 1077 code for a protein of 358 amino acids. NCBI's taxonomy places the organism in Eukaryota, Viridiplantae, Streptophyta, Magnoliopsida, Solanales, Solanaceae. The record is from RefSeq and is a predicted model, not a curated record.
AUGGAAACACCUGAAUUGUUUCAAACAGGUUACUAUAACACCGAAUUCACUUCCGAAAAGCCUGAUGUAAAAAAUGGUGAACAUUUCGUUGUUGACGAUCUUUUGGACUUGCCUAAUGAUGAUGGAAUGGUCACCGAUGAUACGUUGGACCUUACAGUUAUAGGAAACUCCACGGAUUGUUCCGUCGUAGAUAAUUCAUGUAACUCUUCAUUGUCCGGAAGCAAUCACCCCCCACAAUUACUCGGCUACCGGGAUUUUCCCGAUGGACACUUGUCCACUGAAUUCGCCGUUCCAUAUGAAGAUAUGGCUGAGCUGGAAUGGCUAUCGAAUUUUGUGGAAGAAUCAUUUUCAAGUAACGAGCUGCAUAAAAUGCAGAUGGUGCAAGCAAUGAGGAAUCGAACUGAUUCUGAGAUUCACCAAUUCAUUCCUGACCCGAACCGAGCAUCCGCAACGUCUAGCACAAUCUUCAAGCCAGAAAUGCCUGUCCCAGCCAAAGCACGUAGCAAACGAUCACGAAUGGCUCCAGGAAAUUGGGCCUCUCGCUUGCUAGUCGUGUCUCCCAACACUACAACCCCGGAUUCCUCGAUAUCAAUGCAAGACAUGUCAUCGUCAUCAGAGUCCGGGAUGAUAAUCCCGACCUCUGGGAAGAAGACUUCUACUCCAAAAAAGAAAGAGAGUAAUAUCCAUCAUGUUCCAAGUAACAAUAAUGGUAGCAAUAGUGAAGGAAGGAAGUGUCUUCAUUGUGCUACAGAUAAGACACCGCAAUGGAGGACAGGACCAUUGGGUCCAAAAACACUUUGCAAUGCUUGUGGUGUAAGGUACAAGUCUGGACGUCUCGUCCCUGAAUAUCGACCUGCUGCUAGCCCUACUUUUAUGCUCACUAAACACUCCAAUUCUCACCGCAAAGUGCUUGAGAUUCGGAGGCAAAAGGAAGUUACUCAGGUCGAACACCAACACCAGCACCAGCACCAACACCAACAACAAUUCCUUCCUCAUAACAUGAUGUUCGAUGUAUCCAAUGCCGAUGAUUACUUGAUUCAUCAACAUAUGGGGCCAGAUUUUCGGCAGCUAAUCUAGUGAUCAUCAAUGGUACCGGUGUAGGAGUUUG